Molecule: messenger RNA, 2687 nt
Organism: Schistosoma turkestanicum
Lineage: Eukaryota; Metazoa; Platyhelminthes; Trematoda; Strigeidida; Schistosomatidae
Source: the annotation of a GenBank genome assembly
AUGCAGAAUUCCCAUAGUAUAUUAAACUUAAUUUUAAUUGGCUUUCAUCACAGGAAGGGAUCUGUUGUUGAACUAGUUUAUCCUUCACUAACCAAUAAUGGUUCCGACCCAACUCAUCUUCCUCAUCAGUGGCGUCAUUUGCCUGCUCUAGCAAUAGCCGAUGGAGCACAUAAUUACACAAAAGAUUGCACAUAUUUCAGUUUGCCCUCAAUAGAGAAAAAAGACGACGCCGUUUUCGGUGUUGCCUGUUAUCGUCAAGCCGACUCAGCUUCAUAUGUGCAACCUAAUCCUGAAAUUACUCGAAACACUGUACAGAAAAGCUUGGUUGUACUAUCCAGAUUUCCACUUUUUAGUUUCAUUGCCCAUCAUCUUACAACAAUAAUUGAUAAUCUGUUCAAAAGCAAGGGUUUCACUCCAGAAAGUCUUCAGAACUCGUACGAACAAUUAAGUCAUCUUGUAGACAAUAUUCUUAAUGAUUAUGCUUCUUACCAAGAUGCUCUAUUUUAUAAUCUAAGUGCAUCUAAUUUUAUUCGCGUGUACAAACGUGACGCAUUAUGUCUAUUCAAAUUGCUUUUAUUGGAAAGACGUAUUCUAUUUACGGGUGAUUCUGGCGGAACUGUUUCAAAUUGGAUAUUAACUUUACUCAGUUUGUAUCCAGAAAUGUUACGUAUUGAAACUAGCUGUUGGUCCAAUAUCAGUGAUGAUCCCAGUACAAAUAGCUCUAAUUUCUACCGACAUUCAUUCGAAGAAUCAUUAAUUAAGGAAGAAAAUAAUCAUCUGAAUUCAUAUAUUGAUCCCAAGGACUCAGUCAGUAGAGAACGUUUGUCUACUUCGAACAUUGAAUCACAAGGAACUUAUAUGUCAUCUCUACGUGAUACAUUACAUACAGAAUUACAGCAACCUAUAAUGAUUGAGUCAGAUAAACAAUGUCAAACCAACAAUGUUCAAGAGAAAGUAACUAAUAAUUCAAUGUCACGAUUUUCAAUUUAUUCACCAUUUCCUACAGAUAACUGGGGAUUUCCGUUGUCUGUAUUUACUAAAUCUUAUUUAGCGCCUAUGUAUAUUCCCCUUGGUUUGAUGGAUGUUCUACUAGGACGUACUGGUCCUUCAAGUAUUAAUUUACCAACAUCUGGAAAUCAGAGUCUGACUUUAACCGAUCGAUCGGUACGUGGUUUUGUAGCUGGUGCAACCAAUCCUUUAUUACGAUCAAACAAACAGUUAACCGAAGUUUUUGUAUUAUCCUUAUCGCCUGUUAAGGAUAUUCCUGAAGAUUGCUUCCCAUAUUUGUCUGAACUAACCGGUGUAUUUCAAAAAUCUUCGGCUUCUAGAAUAGAAACUGAUCCUACAUCGAAUGUUUCACUGUCUGAUAAUUCAAUAAAGACUUCAUAUUGGAAUAAUGUCGAUAGUGACAAGAAUACUCAAAACACAGGAUUCAGAGUAACAAAUUCUUCACGACCAUUUUCUGUGCCGAAAAGAUCACAACCAAUCAUACAAAUAAAUUCAGAAAAUAUUACAAAUAAGUCUCCUGUCGAUCCACGUUCUAUGCCUGUCCCGUUAACUCGUGCAUUGCAACUAACUCGUACUGAUAGACUGUUUAUUGAUCAUUUGAUAAUGACUGUUAAUAUGUGGUAUGAUGCAAAAAUAGACUAUUAUCAACAAUUAUCUUCCAAGAAAGGUAGAUCAGUAAUAUCAUCUAGCUGUAAUGAAUCAGACCAGUUGGAUGCAGACACUUUAGAACAGCUUACAUUAAUUCAAAAAACAGUUUUACUGAGAUUUCCAAGUCAAACUAUCUUAGACGCUUGGAUAAGACAACAAUUUUUAAUUUAUUUAAAAGCAUUAUUAUUAUCUGCUCAAGGUUACAAUUCUCAUGCAUCCGACUUCCAACCAGCUUAUUUAACUUGUUUUCGAUUGACAAGGAAUUUUCUAAUUUGGCGUUAUCAAUUUAUGCCAAGUCAAUUAUUUUCUGUCUCUAUACCAGAACCAAUCACUCAGACUACUACUGAUAACAAUAAAUUAAUCAAUAAACUGACUGAUGAUUUGGACAUUCUAAAAUCCACUGAAUAUUCCAAUUUUCAGCACUCAUGUACAACUUCACCAGUCUCUGUUGCUGCUGUAAUCUCGCAACAUCCUGGACGUAAACUAACAGAACCUGAUGAUCGAAAUCAAAUCGCCGGUGGUUUUAAAAAAUUAGGUAACAUGGCUGCUGAUCAAGGUCGAAGAUUUGUCAGUCAAGGUGUGGCUAGUCUUGUGAAAUUGGGCAGUGAUUUCAAUUCAACAUUACGUUCAUCUUCAUCCGCAAAUUUUGUAUGGAAAUUAUCAGAUACUUUAAAAUCAGUUGUUUCAAAUUCCAUAUCAAUAAGUUCUUCUUCUAUUGUACCAUCUGAAAUUACAACAACCGAAAAUGAAUCAAUCUCUCCAGAAAUCAAUGUUCCAAAAGCCUAAAUAUGAAAUUAUAACACUUAUCUUUAUUGAUCAAUGUUGUUCACUGUUGCGUCUGUGAUACUUAUUGUGAUAUACAUAUUUAUUUCGCUUCACAGUAUAACUCUUUCUUUUUUCAUAUGUUUUAUAUCGAGUUUCUCUAAAUUUUAUCUUUUAUAAUCUCCCAAUUUUAUGCAUCAUUUUCUUUUUUAUGGUUGUAAAUGCAUUUGUAUAAACAUGAUUUUAUUAGUUGAUUCUUUUAUCUUCAG